GGGAGCGCGCGGCGCGCGCGCGCGCGUGUGUGUGUGUGUGUGUGUGUGUGUGUGAGAGCGAGAGAGAGAGAUCGCACUCAUGUGUGUGGAACGGGCUCAUCUGCUGCUGCUGCUCGCCUCAGGCUGGUGGUGUGUGUCCGGGAUCCGUGUGUUCACGGCGGGCGAUGUGAAGGCUGUUAACGGGACAGAUGUGCGUCUCAAAUGCACCUUCCAGACUUCAUCUGCGAUCCGAGCGCUGAGCGUCACAGUGUCCUGGAGCUUCAGACCGCUCGGCUCCGGACACGAGGAGACGGUGUUUUAUUAUCACGAGAAGCCGUUUCCCCCUUCGGACGGACGCUUCAAGAGGAAGGUGGAGUGGGCCGGAGACAUCAGCGGCCGUGAUGCGUCUGUGGUUCUGCGCAGGGUGCCGUUCUCGUUUAACGGGACGUUCAGCUGUCAGGUGAAGAACCCGCCGGACGUUCAUGGGAACGUGGGUGUGGUGCGUCUGCAGGUGGUCAGCACAGCUUCGAUCUCUGAGAUGCUGAUUCUGUGUGUGGCCGUCGGAGGAGCCGUUCUGCUGAUUCUGCUGCUGGUGAUGAUGGGGGUGUCCCUGCGCCGCUGUCACAGACGGAGGAACCCCGAGACAAACCACACCGUCCUCCAACACCAGCACAACCUGAUGAGCUGCUGAGAGCCUGACCAACACACACACACACACACACACACACACACACACACACACACCGUCCUCCAACACCAGCACAACCUGAUGAGCUGCUGAGAGCCUGAUCAACACACACACACACACACACACACACACACACACACACACACACACACCGUCCUCCAACACCAGCACAACCUGAUGAGCUGCUGAGAGCCUGAUCAACACACACACACACACACACACACACACACACCGUCCUCCAACACCAGCACAACCUGAUGAGCUGCUGAGAGCCUGAUCAACACACACACACACACACACACACACACACACACACACACACACACACACACACACUCACACAGACUCACACACACACACACACACACACACACACACACACUCACACACACACACACACACACACACACACACUCACACAGACUCACACACACACACACACACACACACACACACACACAGACACACACACACACACACACACACACACACACACACACACACACACACACACACUCACACAGACUCACACACACACACACACACACACACUCACACACACACACACACACACACACACACUCACACAGACUCACACACACACACACACACACACACACACAGACACACACACACACACACACACACACACACACACACACACACACACACACACACACAGACACACACACACACUCACACAGACUCACACACACACACACACACACACACACACCGUCCUCCAACACCAGCACAACCUGAUGAGCUGCUGAGAGCCUGAUCAACACACACACACACACACACACACACACACACACCGUCCUCCAACACCAGCACAACCUGAUGAGCUGCUGAGAGCCUGAUCAACACACACACACACACACACACACACACACUCACUCUCACACACACACACACACACACACACACACACCGUCCUCCAACACCAGCACAACCUGAUGAGCUGCUGAGAGCCUGAUCAACACACACACACACACACACACACACACACACACUCACUCUCACACACACACACACACACACACACACACACCGUCCUCCAACACCAGCACAACCUGAUGAGCUGCUGAGAGCCUGAUCAACACACACACACACACUCACAGACACACACACACACACACACACACACACACACACACACACACACACACACUCACAGACACACACACACACACACACACACACACACUCACACACACACACACACACACACACACACACACACACACACUCACACACACACACACACACACACACACACACACUCACACACACACACACACACACA
Carassius carassius (crucian carp) is the source of this 1976-nucleotide messenger RNA. Its product is annotated as myelin protein zero-like protein 2. The coding region runs from base 80 to 670 and encodes 196 amino acids. Gene Ontology annotation, cellular component: membrane. Gene Ontology annotation, biological process: cell-cell adhesion. Lineage: Eukaryota; Metazoa; Chordata; Actinopteri; Cypriniformes; Cyprinidae. The transcript has 4 exons. The record is from RefSeq and is a predicted model, not a curated record.